Molecule: messenger RNA, 1315 nt
Organism: Rhopalosiphum padi (bird cherry-oat aphid)
Lineage: Eukaryota; Metazoa; Arthropoda; Insecta; Hemiptera; Aphididae
Product: ester hydrolase C11orf54 homolog
Exons: 7
Coding region: 157-1140 (327 amino acids)
Cellular component (GO): nucleus
Molecular function (GO): hydrolase activity, acting on ester bonds; zinc ion binding
Source: RefSeq, a predicted model, not a curated record
UUUAACGUUCACAAUCGUGUUGCAGACAGGUGGCUAACGCAAACGCGAACAUUUAUGUCCGUGGUCUACGCUAAUCGUUUUAGAUCGUGAAUUAUUAUUAUUAGUUGACAGUUGUUUUUUGUUCGAUUUCAAAACAUAAAUAAGAAUUUCUCUGAAAUGGCAACCGAGAAUUGUAAUUUUCCAAGUGUCUUAGACAUGAAUGAAUUGCCCAUAGUGCGCAUCAAACUCAACACACCGCCUUUAAGAUGCAUUGUUAAAGCCAUAUUGCCUGAAUUAUUAGACAAUUUUGAAAAUGCUAGUGCAGAGGUAGUUCAAUGUCCAGAUUUAACUCAACCGCCGUUCAACUUAACCUCCGAAGGACUAAAUGGCGAUGAAAACGUAAUUGACAUCGGCGAUAUCAAUAAUUUAAUACCUUCAAUAAAGCGAGAAAAAUUAUACGACGUCAAAGAUUUAAAACAAAUUACUGGGUCCGAUCCUUUGGUUAUCAUUGGAGCUUGUGCUGGCCCUUAUCCAUUUUUCGGAGUCGAUGGUGAGAGUGUGGAAAAUGUUACAAUGAUUGGUGAUCAAAUUAAAAAUGGAACACACGUUCACAUGAUGAAGUCUGAAGAUGUCGCAGAGUGUUAUCAUAAGUCGCUACCGAACGACGAAACGAGGUUUUCAUUGUUGGCCAAUUUCUUCACUAGUAACGGCUUUAGAGGAGAGGUUUUAAAAAUUGUGUGCGAAGUAAGAAAAGGACCGUUAAGUUUUAGCAAGUGCAUUAGAGAAGCGUUAAAGAAGCAUUUCAGGGAUGAGAUAAUUGCGAUUGGUGGAGUGAUACUCAUUGAAAAUGGUAAAGUAAAAGUUCAUGUCGUUAAACCGAGCUUGGCGAAAAUACCUUUAAAAUCAGGGAAAGAGCUAGACAAAUUGCUACAUUUUAUUGAAUUAUCCCCUCCGUCAGUGGGUGUUGGAUGCAUCGUUUCUCACGAUCCCGGUUUGAAUUUAAGACUUGAACAUUUCCACCUGUAUACUGAUCGUGAUCAAGGAGGACACUACCAUAACGAUACGGAACCGAAUACCAUCAAAUAUACUGGUUAUUUUGGUGUUUCCAAGCAGUUUACUAAAAUUGAUAAGUCAAACGAAGUAUGCAUUAAUCUUUUAUAAGCGAUGAUCAAGUAUGGUACAUCUUUGCCAAAGCUACAUUUUUUCAACUGGCUUUAAGGGGUACGCGCGUGUGAAACUUUUUAUCUAUAUGUUAAUUAUAUACAAUUAUGUAAAUACAAGGUAAAAUAUAUAUUAUAUUACAGAUUUUAAAGAAUACAUUAGUUUUUUAAAAACA